GCGCGCAUGGCGUGCUCUUCGUGGAGCGAGGGUGUAUCUGAGGAGCUGUCCGUUUCAGAACGGUUUAGCUAUGAAUGGAAAUCUGCUUUUCAACCAAGGUUACUACGUCAACCUACUCAUUGCAGAAAAAAGGGGUUGACCAGCAGCGAAUGUAAACACGGCUGCUCGGCGGCUGUAUCAGGAUUCUGCUGCAUCUUAUAUAAUUAGCAUUCAUGUAAUGGCAGGGACUGAAAAGAAGCUGAGCAUUGCAGCAUGGCGAAGAGGCCUGCCAAUCAUCCUCCAGCUUACUAACCCUCACCAAAUGGACCCAUUUUGUUUCAUUUGGGGUUAGGAGGUUUAGGAUAAGAGCACUAGUACUAUCAAAGACCAAAAGAAUAAUAAAAAUAGACAAAAGGCUCCACUGAGGCCAGUGUGGGGACCAUGUCUACGUCAGGCAAGAUCCUGCACCUGUAUGUGGAGGUGAGGUCUGUCCCGGGGGAGGAAGGUAAGAAGCUGGGAGCUGGUGUGGAGGGGAUGCACCCACUAGUGCUCCAAGGGCCUGACAUCCUACCUCUGUCCCAGCACACCCCCAGCCACUCUACCUCCACCUCUACCUGUACCUGCACUUGCCCCUCCACCUCCACCCCCAGCCCAGCCUCCAUGUCCCCAGGGGUGUUGCAUAAAGAUGGGGGCAGCAGUCCCAGCCUCACCUCCAAGUCCUCCUCCAGACAAUCUGUCAGUUUCCAGCUGGACCUACCAGACAACUCCGGACCACCCACACACCAUGGGCAGAGUCUGCCUUACGAGGGGAUUGGUCAUCUGCUCUCCACUCUCCAGCCUGCACCCAAUGGGCCGCAGCAUGGCAGUCUGGUGCUCGCCCGCUCCUCAGACAUUGAGCACUACCACAGGAGGGUGCCCCUAUCCCCUGCCUCCUCUGGGAGAAUAACGUCCCCCUCGACUCCAACCAGUGGGCGCAGGUCCUACGAUGGCUCUGGUGUGGGGGACGAGGGCAAGUGCUCUGUGGUCAGCUUUAGCUACAUAGAGAAAGCCAGCAUUAAGUCUGUGGACAGCCCCCGCAGUGCUGUGUGCCAAAGUGUACUUGAGAACCCUUUCUCUAGAGCCGUGGAGGAGGGGUAUAUGCCUGCCCACCUUAGGAAGAGGCUCAGUGACCCUGUGUGGUCGGACAGCUCCGGUAGCUCCAGCCCCAAACUGUCCUGUCCCACCUCGGGCAGGUCUCCCAGGACCUCCCCCUGCCUCCGCAGGGCCACUCUGGACACUGUAGCCAGAGAGGCCACCUACAGGGCCAUGGAGGAAUUUGGCUCCCCGGAACUGAGGCGCAGACUGGCGGCCUACAGCCCAGACAGAAGCCCCAGCCUGCCUCGGUACUACCAGCAGCAGCCCCGCUGCCAGUCCUGGGGUGGGUCCCCGGUACUGCCUAGGGGUGCCAAAACGCUGCCAGUCAAUGCACACCUCAUAGACUCUGAUAGGAACCAUGGUUUGAAUGGCCUCCCCAGAAGCCCAGCUUCUCACCAGCUCUCUGUUCAAGCCAGGCAGUCCUACUACAACUACACCAUGUCCCCUUCCAGUGUUAGCUGCCACCAUGGUGUCCAGAACCACAGGCUGUGGCAAGGGGACGAGAGUCCCAGGCUGUCCUCAAAAUGUGGGGACCACAGCCCCAGGUUGUCCUGCAAGUUAGGGGAUGAGAGUCCCAGGUUGUCCUGCAAGUUUGGGGACGAGAGUCCAAGGUUGUCUUCCAAGUUUCGCCCACCAUUACCUUCAGGCAGGCCUACUGCAAUUCAGCAUGAAAUACCAGCAAGCAUGAUUACCAGCACCCCAACCUCUUGCGACCAGAGGGCUAGCAGCCGCACUCCUAGCGAUAGCCCCUGCUUACCAAACAAGGUCAACUCCAAACAGUCAGGUCAGUCAAAUGACAGCAAGCUGGGAGAGGGAAUGAACCAGACGAGUGACAGAAGAAGUAUCUCCCCGGCCACUAGCCCUCACAUGGCCCGUAAGCUGGCAGAGGACACUACCAAGCUGUCCACUAUCUUCAUGGACAGGAGGACUCCCUCCCCCACUCCGUCCCAGGCUAACUCCACCAGGUCAGAGAGCCCCAAGUCUGGCUACAUCUCCAGGGAGUCUCAAUCCUACGCCACCCUCCACGGCCAGGGUUCUCCAGCACAGCCCCACCCUGAAGCUAACACCCACACACACUUACAGGACCAUAGGUGGACAGACAAGGAGUCUCUUAGAGCUGGACCCCACUCCAGAGAGUCUAGACCAGGUCAAAGACAGGGGCAAGCCUCCCCCCUCCUACUGCAGAAGGGAAUCUCCUCCCCUGCUAUGCCAGCUACGCUGCACCUGGUGGUAGCGUCCCACACUCCUAUCAUAGACCCUCAGCUGCAGAGAGCUGAGCUGCUGACGAAAGACAGCCCCACCCUGCACCGCCACCAGCCCCCGCAGUACAUGGGAGACCGGGGCUCCCCCAGCCUGGAGAGGAGACCGUAUGACACCCGCUUUGACAGAGGAGGUCCGAGGGACAACCCGGCGAGCAGCAGGCGCCUGAUUAUAGGACUUGACAUGGAGCCGCCAGAGAGCUGGAGCUCCAGGAUGCAGCAGUGGAGGGAGAAUGGGUCCGUUGCAGACAGGGAGGAGUCCAAUAGUGAGAGUCCGACUGCUGAUGGUGAUGAAGUGUAUGUGGUGACCAAGGAGGAGCUGCAGCAGAGGAGGGAUGGAGCAGCUGUGUUGGGGUAUAAACAUGGGGUAAUCAGGGAGCAGAGGGGGGAGACCCAGGACCAUAGUGGGGCACUGGGGUCUUCCCAAAGCUCCAGUGGAGUGACAGGCAGUCUGGGGGAGAGCACUCAGCCAGAGAGGGACUGUCUCUCUCCAGAGACAUCCAGCCAGUCCAGCCAGAAGAGCAAUGACACUGAAGAGACAGCUUCUGGGAUGCAGUCGGAAAGCGGUUCCUCUGUUCUGGGCCCAUCCUUGCACUCCCAGAAGAUUGCCCGUGCCAAAUGGGAGUUCCUGUUUGGACAGCCCAUAGAGGACAGCCAUGAUUCUAAAGACUCCUCUCAAGCCCCCCUGAGUGGGACCUCCAGUGAGUCUCCCUUGCCCACCUCCUCCCUGCUCCUGAAGCCCACAGGUCACUGGAGGGGAUGGGACGAUGAGAGUCAGAGUUUAUCCUAUCACGAUGUCCAGCAGGUGGUGGAUUUGGUGACUCCGCCCCCGGUCACUGUGGUUGGCUUCUCGCCCAAGACGGGUAUCAUCCGGAGAGCCAUCAACUACGCUGAGACGGACUUAGAUGCAGUGCCCCUGAAAUGCUAUAGGGAAACAGACCUAGAUGAGGUGAUAUUGGCUGAGAGAGAGCAGGAGGAGGUGGACUCUGCCUUUGGGAGUAACCGCAGUGUGCUCGGCACCUCUGCCUCCAGCGCCAGUACCAUAGUACGUACUGACGGAGAGGAGGACGAGCUGGAGGAGGACGAGCUGGAGGAAGAGGAGGAGGUGGUGAGCUGGGCCAGUGUGAGGAUGCAGGGGGAUAAGAAGAGACAGCAUGCCACCCAGGAGGACAAUCAGGUGUACAGUCUGCUGCUGAAGGGUUGUCCCCUGGACCACAUAUCGGAUGCCCAAUCAGCCCUGAAGUCCCCCAUCUCAGUGUUCAGCCCUCGCAGGACCUCAGUGGACAGCCUGGACUCUUUCAGCCGCCACUUCGAAAGGAUCAUGGAGUCUCACCGAGCCAAGGGCACCUCCUACAGCAGCCUGGACAGCGUUGACCUCUUGACCUCCAGCGGCCCGCCCAUAUUCACCUUUGACCUGCCCACCCUCACCCCUGAGAUCCAGAGCCAAAUUUGUGAGAGUGCGCGUCAUAUCAUCGAGCUGAGUUUUGCCCCCUUGGCCCAUCCAGAGCUCCCUAGUGUGUCUGACCCCACCUGCUCUGAGAACACCCUGGCCCCCACAGGAGAGGGGCUCAGCAGCACCUCUGAGCAGGAUUAUACUUCAGGAGGGAAGUCCCGGUUGGAGAAAGACUGCUUGCGAACUAACUUAGACUUGCCUCUCAUCAGGGAGAAGCCAGGCCACUGGGCUCCAGACCCGUUCCCACAGCAGGAUGUGGGCGAGCGCUUGGCCCUGGGCAGCACCGAGGCCCUGGCCAACGGCAACAAGGCUGACCUGCAUGCCGCUAAGCGUCUAGCCAAACGCCUCUUCAACCUGGACGGCUUCAGGAAGUCGGACGUGGCCAGGCACCUGAGCAAGAAUAAUGAAUUCAGUCGGAUGGUGGCAGAAGAAUACCUCACUUACUUCAACUUUUCAGGCCUUACUAUUGACCAAGCGCUAAGAGCCUUCCUGAGGGAGUUUGCCCUCAUGGGAGAGACACAGGAGAGAGAGCGAGUGCUGGCCCACUUCUCUAGGAGAUAUCUACAAUGCAACCCCAAUACAAUACCUUCUGAAGACAGUGUCCACACUCUGACCUGUGCCCUGAUGCUGCUCAACACAGACCUGCAUGGCCACAAUAUCGGCAAGAAAAUGUCCGUCCUGCAGUUCAUCGGCAACCUGGAAGGGCUAAAUGACGGGAAGGAUUUUCCCAAGGAACUGCUCAAGGCCUUGUACAACUCUAUCAGAAACGAGAAGCUCCAGUGGACCAUCGACGAGGAGGAGUUGCGCAAGUCCUUCUCCGAGUUGGCCGAUUUGCGCACUGACUCCACCUCCCACACCAUGAAGCGAAUCGGCAGUGGUCUAGGCGUGGCCCAGAAUCCUGACGCCCUGAUCUAUAAGAACGGCUUCCUGGUACGGAAGGUCCACGCAGACUCUGACGGCAAGAAAACGCCUCGAGGUAAGAGAGGAUGGAAGACGUUUUAUGUCAUGCUGAAGGGACUGGUCCUCUACCUGCAGAAGGGAGAGUACCGUCCAGAAAAGCAGCUAACUGAAGAGGAUCUGAAGAACGCUGUGUCCAUCCACCACUCUCUGGCCAUGAGGGCAGCAGACUACAGCAAGAGGCCCAACGUCUUCUACCUGCGCACUGCAGACUGGAGAGUGUUCCUCUUCCAAGCACCUAAUGCAGAGCAGAUGCAGUCGUGGAUCACCCGUAUCAACGCGGUGUCAGCCAUGUUCUCAGCGCCACCCUUCCCUGCAGCCAUCGGCUCUCAGAAGAAAUUCAGCCGCCCGCUGCUGCCAGGCUCCAACACCAAGCUGUCUCAGGAAGAGCAGGUGAAAUCCCAUGAGACACGUUUCCGGGCCAUCUCCUCUGAGCUGAAUGAGUUAACCGCUGUAAUUCCAGACAAAAAGGCCAAAGUUCGUGAUCUGGAGGAGCACAAGCAACGUGAGGAGUACCUGGAGUUUGAGAAAACUCGCUACGGUACGUACGCCAUGCUACUGAGGGCUAAGAUCCGGAGUGGGGAAGAGGACCUGUCUCUGUUCGAGUCGCGUCUCUUUGACGACGGGGGUCUCCAGAGGGCCCACUCCAGCCCCACUCUGCGGGAGGAACACAGCAGCAGCAGCAAAGCCAGCAGUGCCAAGAGGGGGGGGCAGCAGCAGUAGUUCCAGCACCAGGGGGAGCAGCAAGACCAAGCGCUCUGAGCCCCGAAGAAACAGCUACAGGAAGGCUGUCAAACAGUGAGAGGGACCCUGGAGGUUGUUGCGGUGGACACGAUGGCUUAAACAAUUGGAUUAUCUGUGUUGAUCGAUAGACAGGGACCACUGGUGUGGCUGGAAAAUGAGAUGGAGGAGGAAGAUGAUGGGGGAUAGACCUGUUGCAUGCUUCUAUCCCGAGAAACCACAGGCACUGGAUGCUCCAGGGCACUCAGUCCUUCAUUUUACUAUACACAUGACUAACUUCUGUGUGGUCCUAAAUUCUGGGUCAUAUCCACAUUUAUUUUAUUUGAACGUGCUUUUGGACCAAUUGUUGUUGACAGAGAUCUAAUGAUGACAUGGACUUAUGCCAUUAGAUCUGAUUAUGUUGAGAGUCGUAGGUUAUUUUCCUCCCACGAGAGUUCAGUAUCUCCAUAAAUUACAUCUAUGCGAUUACUGCACACAGCCCACCUCCUCCCUCCACGUGUAAAGUGAGUUGCCGUGCCGACCAGCUAGGAAUGACAGAGACAGGGCUGCAUCAGCUCAUUUGACUGUUACCAUGGAGACUAAACGGAGCCCGGGGUCAUUCCGUCCGACCAGAGUGCCAGAACCUCAACCCAACCACAAUGCAUUUGGAGGAAACUGGACGAACGCUGGGCUCUUCACGAGAGACAUGAUCAAUUGGAAAGAAUACAGCAGGUUACUGGACAUAAUUUAUGAUGCUGCAUGCACAUACAAAAAAAAAAAUAUCCAAAGUCUUUGCUAUGAUUUUGUUAUUCUAAGGACUUUUAUUGUGGCAAACUGAACUGGCCCAGAGCCAGGCCUUUCUUCUACUGCAACUGUGAAGCUCUGCUGGAUCUCAUUAUCAUUUCUAAGGACAUUUACACACAUCAGCUAUGGCACCGCCACUAAUCCUUCAGUGUUUUGUCAUACUAAUGGCUUGAUGAAGUAGAUUGAUCACACAGACUGGCUGUCUAUCGGGUUGAAUGAAGUUAAGAGUAGGAGGACUGCAUGCGUACGAGGAGAUGGAAGACUCACACAAGAGGACAUGCUUCGCUAUGGUAUCAAAAGACAAUCCCUUUUUUUUUCUUAUGUUAUUCACAUGGUGAUUUUCAUUUGUGUAAGUGAAAAAAAUGAAACAUGACAGAAGGCUUAUUUUACAGUACAUCUCAGCUGUAGGUCAAAUGUCUCUACAGGAACAACUCAUCAGAUAAUUGAUGACGAAUUGAUUUAAAUGUUGGUUGAAUGUUGAUUUAAAUUCAGUAUCGUGAAUUGUAAUGAGGAAAGAAUAAGGCACUGCCUGCCUACCACACCUAAUCCAGUAUACACUGAGUGGACAAAACAUUAGGAACACCUUCCUAAUAUUGAGUUGCACCGGCUUUUGCCCUCAGAACAGCCUCAAUUCGUCGGGGCAUGGACUCUGCAAGCAAGGUGUUGAAAGCAUUCUACAGGGAUGCUGGCCCAUGAUGACCCCAAUGCUUCCCGCAGUUGUCAAGUUGGCUGGAUGUUCACGGUUGAGUGUUAAAAACCCAGCAGCUUUGCAGUUCUUGACACAAACCGGUGCACCUGGCACAUACUACCAUACCCCGUUCAAAGGCAUUUCAAUAUUUUGUCUUGCCCAUUCACCCUCUGAAUUGCACAUACACAAUCCAUGUCUCAAUUGUCUCCAGGACUAAAAAUCCUUUAUCCUGUCUGUUCCCCUUCAUCUUCACUGGUUGAAGUGGAUUUAACAAGUGACAUCAAUAAGGGAUCAUAGCUUUCACCUGGUCAGUCUGUCAUGGAAAGAGGUGUUCCUAAUGUUUUGUACACUCGAUGUAUACGCAUAAAAGAAUGUAACGUGUAAAUACAGUGAGCUCCAAAAGUAUUGGGACAGUGCAUUUUUGGGCUCUGUACUCAAGUACUAUGGAUUUGACAUGAUACAAUGACUAUGAGGUUAAAGUGCAGACUGUCAGCUUUAAUAUGAGGUUAUUUUCAUCCAUACAGGGUGAACCGUUUAGAAAUUACAGCACUUUUAUUUAUUUUUUUUAACAUAGUCCUCCCCAUUUUAGGGGACCAAAAGUUUAGGGACGUUCUAGUCUAUUAAAGUAGUAAUUAAAAGUUAAGUAUUUGGUCCCAUAUUCAUAGCACACAAUGACUGCAUCAAGCACAAAUACAGUAUCAUAGUCCCAAGACAUGCUAACCACAAACCAUUACAAUAACAGGGGAGGUUAGCAUUUUAUAUCAUACUCCCAAGACAUGCUAACCACAAACCAUUACAAUAACAGGGGAGGUUAGCAUUUGAUAUCAUACCCCCAAGACAUGCUAACCUCUCACCAUUACAAUAACAGAGGAGGUUAGCAUUUGAUAUCAUACCCCCAAGACAUGCUAACCUCUCACCAUUACAAUAACAGAGGAGGUUAGCAUUUUAUAUCGUACCCCCAAGACAUGCUAACCUCUCACCAUUACAAUAACAGGGGAGGUUAGCAUGUCUUGGGGCGGUAUAUUUGUGUGUCAAACAUUCACGAUUCAUUCAGGAUUAUCCGUAAUUAUGGUAGCAUCCACAUUCAUGUAAGUGUUUAGAAAGAUUAUAUUCUUAUUUACAAUAAAAGUGACUCACAUUACACCGCAUUAUUUACCAUUCAAUACUGUUGGACUGUGUACAAAAAGUGCUGUAAUUUCUAAAUGGUUCACCCGAUAUGGAUGAAAAUACCCUAAAAUGAAAGCUGACAGUCUGCACUUUAACAGUCUGCACUCAUAGUCAUUGUACCAUUUCAAAUCCAAAGAACUGGAGUACAGAACCAAAACAACAACCUCACUCCCAAUACUUUUGAGCUCACUGUGUAUAAUGUCAUGCCGUGGCAUAGCCAUUUUCUUCUCAGGCUGGCAGUGUGGUCUGUAAACCAGUGUAGUAAUGCCACCAUAUGGUCACCAGAGCUUGCUGUUCCAAUGGGAAACGAUGGCCGCAGGUUGUACUGUAUGAGUAACAGGAGUGUGUGAUAGUUAUCGGGGUGUCAUCUGAUCACUGCUUCCCCCCCCAAUGUUAAAAUUUGACCAAGGUGAUGUGAAACAUGAUUCCGUGCGUGAGGACCCCCACUGCAAACGGAAUGAGAUGAUUAUGUUGAGUUAGGCAUCCGCACAUAUGGCUAUUUGAAUAAAACCACAAAAUGGCAGAAAUGUGUUAGUGUAACUGUGAUGAGUGCCCUUGCCUCAAACCUGAAGAACAUACGUUUGCCUCAAACUAUUAUCUAGGCUUUAGCUCAGUGGGCUAACAGUCUUGUUGCACAGAGGACACGGUUCAAACUCAGUUGGUCACAUUUAGCAACGUUGGCGGUCAGUGUAAUUCUACAGGGACCAUGACAGGGUGAGGCAUGAUAUGUGCAAUCAUGCAGAAUGUCACAAUCACUUUUGGGUGUGUCUCUUCCCCCCCCAGUGUAAAUAUGUGAGGUGGUAUGGUGAGAGACCAUGGAUAGACAGAAUUACAAGCCAGAGUAGGGCUUCUGUGAUAUAAAAACAGGGGUUAUAAUGUGUCACACCAUUUUUCACUUUGGCUUAGAUAUUCUACUUCAACAGUAGGCCCUAUUUUUCUGCUUAUCAGUCAACUUGGUCUUGAGUAUUUGUCAUUGUCAACAAAAUAUAGAAAAUAAAGUAUACUGCUUCAUGUAGAGGUUUUUACUGGACCUCAUAGACGCUGCAUCUGAAUGCUAAAAUGUAACUUUCUUUAAUUUCCCAUUAGCUGUACAUAUUGUCAAUAACACAUUAAGAUUUUGCUCUCUGUGAAAUAUACUAAAUGGUUUGUAUGUUUGAGGCAGAGGACAAAAAUAAACAUUUUGAAAAGA
Salmo salar (Atlantic salmon) is the source of this 9350-nucleotide messenger RNA. RefSeq names its product PH and SEC7 domain-containing protein 1. Lineage: Eukaryota; Metazoa; Chordata; Actinopteri; Salmoniformes; Salmonidae. Gene Ontology annotation, molecular function: phospholipid binding; protein binding; guanyl-nucleotide exchange factor activity. Gene Ontology annotation, biological process: regulation of ARF protein signal transduction. The record is from RefSeq and is a predicted model, not a curated record.